CAACGCUAAAAGGGUUUGCUUUCUUCGGUUUUUGAAAAACAAAUGGAGUCUGAUCCCUGCUCCGCCGCCGACUGCUGCCCAGGCGCAGACCUGGGCUCACUUCACAGCCUGCUGCUGAGUGUCACACCGCAGUCCUGCUCAGUCCGCGGGGCUUCGGCCCCUUGCCGAAGUCUGCGGAUGGACGAACGCGGGGCACAGGCUUUCCCUGGGCGGAUUAACGCUGGCUUGAGCUAAAGACCCGAAUCUUCCACCUUGUGCCUCCAGUUUAUCUGCCCCGCACCCACCUCCAGCAAAGGACAUGCCCCUGUGAUGGUGUCCCGGCUCCCAGCCUGAGGCAGGAGGAGGGCGCCUCCCUAUCCCUCCUCCGCAUCCCCGCCAAGGCUUGGGGUUUUACUGCAGCAGCCCGAGGUGACAGCGACGCCUUUAGCCUCCUCGGUUGCUCUCAGAGCCCUGGCUUCCCCCGCAUCCGCAAAGUGCCCCCUCCUGAGAGGCUGAUCCCCGGGAGAAGUAUUCACGAGCCACAGAAAACCAAAUUAAAAAAUGUAGAAGUCGCUGGGCUGCUUUCCUCCGAGGAUGAGCCUCGUCUCCCAGGACUGAGUGGCAGCGUGUGGGAAGUUGGGACCGGGGAGCCAAGGGGAAGGGGAGUGGUGCAACCAGCAUUGUCUUCUGGAAGGAGUCUCUGGGAGCAGUGCGGUUGGACACAAGUUUGCGUGGGAGUGUUUUCCUUUUGUCAAUAAUUAAUCACCAGAAUCAGUCUGGCACCACUGGAGUUUUGGCAACAGUGCAAACCGCGGGGCCGAACACCCAACUGUGGGAAGCUCUUAGGCGCCCAGCGCAGUGGGAAACUCGCAACACUGGAGAGGAGCCAGGCACCGGUGCUCACUCAGACUGCAGGGAGACACGACCAACCCGGAGAUGAAGAAACAGCACCGCAGAGAGAAGUAACCCAUACAAGACCAUUCCGUGGAGGAGCAAGGACAAGAAGCCAAACCUGGACCCUCCUAGGCAGACUUUCCGCAGCUUGAAGAAGCCAACCAUGGAUUUCAGGCGUGUGAAGGACUAUUUCUCCUGGCUCUACUAUCAAUAUCAGAUCAUUAGCUGCUGUGCCGUCUUGGAGCCCUGGGAGCAAUCCAUGUUCAACACCAUCUUACUGACCAUUUUUGCUAUGGUGGUGUAUACGGCCUAUGUUUUUAUCCCAAUCCACAUCCGCCUGGCUUGGGAAUUUUUCUCCAAAAUGUGUGGCUAUCAUAGUACAAUUUCUAAUUGAUCUUCUCUGCAUUCUAUAAAUUGGCACCACAUGUGUGUGUUGCUCUGUUUAUUGUUCGAGGCACACACUGUGUCUUUUUUCACUAUCUGACCUAAAAAGGCCUCUCUUCUCUAUGCACUCCGAUAUCCUGCCUGACAUUUGAGAUAGAUGUCUCUUUAGGUUCUUGUGUAUGUGUUACAUUGUGCAGAAGUACUACAAAUGACCUUAACUCACAUACCAUAGUUUCUCAACUUACAUCUAUGACUUUAAAGUUUUUUUGUUAAUCAGGAAAUUUCAUAUAAAAUUUUUCUGGAAAGUAGGCUCAUAAGACCCUUACCAGAAUCAUGUUUAAAAUGUUCCCUUGAUACCAAUUCUAUACUGAAGGAUAUAUUUUUAAAAAUUUAUUUCAUAGGCUACUGUCAAAAGGACCAUAUCCUUGUUUAUAACAUACAGAGGGUGCCCCAAAAAAAUGUAUUCACAUUUUAAGAAAGGAAAAAACUGUCUUAAAACUGUAAUACUCAAUAUAUACCAAUAACAAAAGGUGAAUACAAGUCACGUAUAUACAUUUUUUUUGGCACCCGAGGUAUAAAAAGAUGUAGAUAAAUUGUAUGUCCCUCCCCCUAAAGUCUUAUUUUCUAGUAAACUGCUGAUACCUAAAAUUCUUUACUUCAAGUGCAAAAGAAUAGGCUGGAGGUAAUUAUCUCCUUUCAGACAUGGUUUGUGAAUUGUUUCAAAUGCCUCUACAAGUCUGGCUUUAUAACCAUUUAAAAUCAACAAUGUUGAUUUUAGAUAACCCAGUAAGUAUUAUAAUACAAAUUAAUUUUAAGUAUAAGAAACAAAAUAUAAUCAAAGUAAAUUCAGAUAUUGUGACUCGUGAUGUU
Rhinolophus ferrumequinum (greater horseshoe bat) is the source of this 2127-nucleotide messenger RNA. RefSeq names its product serine palmitoyltransferase small subunit B (gene SPTSSB). Gene Ontology annotation, biological process: endoplasmic reticulum organization; ceramide biosynthetic process. Gene Ontology annotation, molecular function: serine C-palmitoyltransferase activity. NCBI's taxonomy places the organism in Eukaryota, Metazoa, Chordata, Mammalia, Chiroptera, Rhinolophidae. Gene Ontology annotation, cellular component: serine palmitoyltransferase complex. The transcript is spliced from 3 exons. The record is from RefSeq and is a predicted model, not a curated record. The coding region runs from base 1037 to 1267 and encodes 76 amino acids.